Chaetomium strumarium is the source of this 1795-nucleotide messenger RNA. RefSeq lists its product as uncharacterized. NCBI's taxonomy places the organism in Eukaryota, Fungi, Ascomycota, Sordariomycetes, Sordariales, Chaetomiaceae. The coding region runs from base 211 to 1650 and encodes 479 amino acids. Gene Ontology annotation, molecular function: oxidoreductase activity. The transcript has a single exon. The record is from RefSeq and is a predicted model, not a curated record.
ACUACAAGUUCCAGGUUGCCAUGAGGGAGCCCAUCUGGCAAUGUCCAUAUCGAAUUCAUCUAGAUGCUCGAGGCAUCUCGGUCUCGUCCCCUUGAUAUCCACCCGUCCGCCAGGUACGACGAAGCUUUACCUCGAUACCAGAAAGCACACUUCUAGCUUCAACACCCCUGGAUUUGUACUGUCAGACACCGUGAAAGUAGCUGCACCACAAUGACAUCUCCUAGGCCGGAAAACGGCAGUCGAGUGAGAGCCUGGGACUAUGACUUCAAGUGGACGCCAACACAUUGCACAGCCGCGGAACUGCGGCCCCUGGUAUUCUCCUACGACGAGCUUGCCACCAGAUGCCUCGACCGUUUUGAUCACUUACUAGGUCCAUCUGCGCGAGCGAAGAGCAAGACUGGUAAAGAGGGAGCUGCCAAUGCAUGUGCCCAUAGUGGAUUUCCAGACUUGUACGAGCUCCUCAGGACGCGCGCCCCAGAAGAUGACACCCUCCAGGAGCUCUGGGACCAGGUCAACACUGUCCCUUACUGGGUCGACUGGGAUCAGAUAGAGCGCGGCCAGAGAGUUUUCUACCGCUACGCGGGACCGUCCGUAGUCGGGCUCAUCUUCCAGUCCCUUCUCGGCGGGCUGGCGUCCGCGCGCAUCGUCGAAACACUCACCCGCACAGGGGGCUUCGGCGUGUGCGUCGCGCGCCGGCGGCUGCUGGAAACCUCGCAGCACAUCCUCGACGUGACCGACUCUCUCCCUUCCAUCCAGCCCGGCGGCAAGGGCUUCGCCUCCUCGAUCCGCGUGCGCUUCCUGCACGCCUCGGUCCGGCGGCGCAUCCUGGCCCUCGCGCGGGAACGGCCAACGUACUACUCGAUCCCCUCCCACGGCAUCCCCAUCAACGACCUCGACAGCAUCGGCACCAUCCUGGCCUUCUCCGCCGCCCAAAUCUGGAUCGCCUUCCCGCGCCAGGGCAUCUUCCUGACUGCCGCAGAAAUCGAAGAUUACCUCGCCCUCUGGCGGUACGUCGCCUACCUGCUCGGCGUGCCCCCCACCCCCUAUCUAUCCUCCCCCGACGCGGCCCGCACAAUGAUGGAAUCGCUCAUCUUCUCCGAACUUGACCCUUCUCCAGCCUCCCAGGUGCUGGCGAACAACAUGCUGCAGUCCAUGGCGCACCAACCGCCGCUGUACCCCUCGGCCGCCUUCCUCCGCGCCGAGGCGCAUUGGCUGAACGGGCACGCCCUAGCCGACGCGCUGGCCGUGCCGCGCCCGGGCGUCUGGCAGACGCUGCUGGUGGCCGGGCAGUGUCUUGUCUUCAUGGCCGUGUGCUACACUCGGAGGAGCGUGCGGCGUUGGGACGAGGCGGGCAUCGCAAGGGCGCGCAGGGUGUUGAGGAGUCUUGUGGUGAAGGAGGGGAUUGCUGCCUAUGGGGGAGGAGGGGAGGCGAUGCAUGAGCUGAAGUAUGUCCCUUCGCUCGACAGGAUCAUCACUGCUGCUGCGGUGGGGGAGAAGCGGGGUGAUCAGAGGGCUGGGGGGAGAGUGACGAUGGGGGAUGGGGUGGAGUUGCGGAAUCUGAAGGCGGUGUUAGUUGCGUGCGUGGUUGUGGGCUGGGUUGUGGGGCUCGGGGUUAGAGGUGUGUUGGGUAUGUUACAGAAACUGCGGUGAUCCCUUCGGAUUGCCUGGUUCCGGUUGUUCGAGAUCCUGUUGCGGCGAGGGGUCCGGCAGUUACAUUGUGUAGAUCUGAAGGGGCAGGAAGGUGUAACGUUGGUGACGACAGACCUACUUGCCAUUUGCGAAUACACUGGAAACA